ACGUCAACGUGUUCUCCACCGGCACCUUCAUUUUCUCAACUUUGUCAGCUCGUCCGUCCCGAAAUUUCAGCUCCGCCGAGAGUGAGGAGGCCGCCAUCACAAUCAAUGUGCUGCAGAUUGUCAAAUGAAUGCAGCUGGCACAUCCAAUAUGGCGGACGUGCUGACGUAUGAAAGCGCCUCAAUGUUGGCGGAUUGACGUGCGCGCUUUACGUGAGCUAGCAAGGCAGCAAGUCGGACGGCCGAAGCUCGCUGGACGCAGACUCGUCGAACCUUCAAUUCGGAACGACGCACGCCCAUCGGCGAACCUUGGCCGUCGGCGAAGAUGUGCGAGGAGGCGACGGUGUCGCUGGCGGACGUCGUGCAGGAGGACGAGCAGCUGCAAGAAGAAGCGUCGGCCGUGCUGGCCGGAAGCGAUUCGGAGCGCUGCUCGUAUCCGCAGGGUUACGUGAAGCGUCAGGCGUUGUACGCCUGCAACACGUGCACGCCCAAAGGAGGCCAAGCGGCCGGCGUGUGUCUGGCCUGUUCCUACAAGUGUCACGAAGGCCACCAGCUGUUUGAGCUCUACACCAAGAGGAACUUUCGCUGCGACUGCGGGAACGGGAAGUUUGCCGACGCGCCGUGCAAGCUCUUUCACGCCAAGGACGACGUCAACGGCCUGAACAAGUACAGUCACAACUUCUUCGGGGAGUACUGCACCUGCCGCCGGCCGUACCCCGACCCGGAAGACCAGGAGGACGAUGAAAUGAUUCAGUGCGUGCUGUGCGAGGAUUGGCUGCACGGCCGGCACCUGGGCUGCGACGUCCCCGACCAUGUGGAGUCGUGGGAGAUGAUCUGCGAGGCCUGCAUGAACACGCACGCCUUCCUGUGGCGCUACGCCGCUCGCCUGGCAGGUAAGCGCCGCGAGAACGUCCUCCGGGAUUUGACGGACCCGCCCGCCUCCGAUCCGGUCCCGGGCGCCGCGGUGGAGUCGGACGCGGCGAAGGAGACGACCGCCGACGAGACUGACGGCGCGACGGAGCCCAGCCGUAAGCGAGUUUGCCCGGAGGAAGCGGAAGCGAAGCCCGGCUGCGGACUGGAAGCGCUUCAGAACGCCGGCGCCGAGCGGCCCGGGUCCGGAGCGGUCUUUUGGCCUCCGGGGUGGCGCUCCCGGCUGUGCCGCUGCGACGCCUGUCAGGCCAGUCUGGCGGCGGCGGGUCUCUCCUUCCUGCCGGACGAGUCGGACACGGUCCUGGCGUACGAGAAGAAAGGCCGGAGCGAAGAGGGCGGCGCUCCGGGUCACGACCCCCUCAUGUCGGCGCUGGACAACCUGAGCCGCGUGCAGCAGCUGGAGAUCAUCCACGGGUACAACGACAUGAAGAGCGAGCUGAAGGACUUCCUGCAGGGAUUCGUCGCCGAAGGGAAGGUCGUGACCUCCGCCGACAUCCGUCAGUUCUUCGAGCGGCAGCAAAGUCGCAAAAGGAGACGAGCGGACGACCGCUUCCACUGCGCCUGACGCCCUCUGACCUUCCGACCCCCCCCCCAGGCUGCCUGGUUUUCUUUCUCAUCUGCGCUUGCUUUUUCCUUUUGAACGACCAAUAAAGAGCGUCCACCGCC
Messenger RNA from Syngnathoides biaculeatus (alligator pipefish), 1593 nucleotides. Its product is annotated as putative E3 ubiquitin-protein ligase UBR7. Gene Ontology annotation, molecular function: zinc ion binding; ubiquitin protein ligase activity. NCBI's taxonomy places the organism in Eukaryota, Metazoa, Chordata, Actinopteri, Syngnathiformes, Syngnathidae. The transcript has 12 exons. Gene Ontology annotation, cellular component: cytoplasm. The coding region runs from base 323 to 1492 and encodes 389 amino acids. The record is from RefSeq and is a predicted model, not a curated record.